Melitaea cinxia (Glanville fritillary) is the source of this 1440-nucleotide messenger RNA. Its product is annotated as ribokinase-like. The coding region runs from base 438 to 1388 and encodes 316 amino acids. The transcript is spliced from 7 exons. Gene Ontology annotation, molecular function: ribokinase activity. The record is from RefSeq and is a predicted model, not a curated record. NCBI's taxonomy places the organism in Eukaryota, Metazoa, Arthropoda, Insecta, Lepidoptera, Nymphalidae. Gene Ontology annotation, biological process: D-ribose metabolic process.
AUUGUACAUGCUUUGUACUAUUCAAGUACUAUUUGUAGGUUGGCAACGUUGGCCUGACAGUAUUAAGAAUAACAUGUUACAUAAAAUAUAAUAAUAUUUAAUAUCUCAGAUAUAAAUGAUAUUAGGAUAUUGUGUAUACAAUUAUAAAAAAAAGAAAAUAAAUAAAUGAUGAUUGUACUCAUAUCUUUUGAAGUUUAAAGUUUAGAUUUUAAGAUUUCGUAUACUUUUUUAGGUUAUACAAUAUCACAAAGUAUCAUUAUGUUUAAUGUCAUAAAUAGUCAAUUAGCUAACAAAAAAAACUGUUAAGUAUAUUAAAUAACAUUAGUACAAUUAAUUGUGUUUUUGUUAUAUACAUUUAAAUUAAUCACCUUUAUUUUGAUCAAUAUGUUAGUUACUGAAAACGAUAGGUAUUUAAAGUGUAGAGACUAGAGUUGAAAAUGCAUUCAGAAAAAGUAAAAAAUCAGCCAAAAAUUAUAGUCCUUGGAUCUUGCAGCGUCGACUUUACAACAUAUUGUCCAAGGCUUCCAGCACCCGGUGAGACACUUCACGGCACUAAAUUCACGACGAGCUAUGGGGGAAAGGGGGCUAAUCAAUGCGUUGCUGCAGCUAAACUAGGCGGAAAUACGUAUAUGAUUUGUAGAGUAGGUGAUGACCAAUGGGGUAAGCAAUAUAAAGAACAUUUGAAAAAUUUAGGUGUGAAUGUUUCCCAUACUCAUAUAACCAAAGACAUUACGACUGGGAUUGCACAAAUAUCAGUUGCGGAAAAUGGGGAAAAUCAAAUAGUUAUUGUUGCUGGUGCUAAUAAUUCUUUAAGUAAACUUGAUGUAGAUCUUGCCAAGGAUCUUAUACGAGACGCUGAUUUAAUUAUUGGCCAACUAGAGACACCAUUUGAAACGACGUUAGAAGCGUUUAAACUAAAUAAUGGUAUAAAAUUGUUAAACGCAGCUCCAGCUAGGACUGAUAUUGGGGAAAUAUUGCCUUAUUGUACCAUAUUGUGUGUAAAUGAACCUGAAGCUUCUCUGAUAGUAAACUUCGAAGUCGAACUGUCUAAUGUAAAGGAGGCUCUCAAAAAAAUAUUAGAAUUUGGUUGUGACACAGUAAUAAUUACUAUGGGUGAAAAGGGUGCCGUCUAUUCAACAAAAAAAUAUUCAGAUUGUGUUCAUGUUUUGUGUGACAAAGUGAAACCAAAAGACACGACUGGUGCUGGUGAUGCCUUUGUUGGUGCUCUAGCAAAAUUUCUUACAGAUGAUAAAAGACAACCGUUACAUCAAAUAGUCGGAGCAGCGUGUGAAGUAGCUACAUUAUCGGUUACGAAAGAAGGCACGCAAACAAGCUACCCUGCUGAUUUUAGUUAUACUAACAAAAGAUAUGAUUAUGUAAUUCUAUAAUAUCGAAUAAUUUAGUAAAUUUUUAAUAAGAAAAUUAUUUAUGAAGGUUUAA